AUGAGCGGUGCCCCUUUGAAAUUCGAAUCCCCAAUUCAAGACGCAAUUUCCAGAAUCCGAUUCGCUCCAACCUCGCACAACCUCCUCAUCUCUUCUUGGGACUCCAAACUGAGAUUGUAUGACGUGGAGAGCUCGCUGCUCAGAUUAGAAGCUCCGUCGGAGGCUGCGCUACUCGAUUGUUGCUUCCAGAAUGAAACGGCGGCGUUUAGCGCCGGCUCUGAUGGCUGUGUUAGGAGGUAUGACUUGCAUUCUGGAAGUUGUGAGACGAUUGGGAACCAUGAUGACAUAGCAACCUGCAUUGGAUAUUCCGAUGAAACAAGCCAGGUAAUCAGUGCUGGUUUGGACAAGAAGAUAUAUGCCUGGGACGCACGAAUGGAGAAGGGUAAAGGAUAUGCGUUUGAAAGUCUCAACUCAGAGGUGACAUCCAUGUCACUCUCGGGUCUCAACAUGAUGGUAACCAUGGGAGCAUCAAUACUCAUGUGUGAUUUGCGAAGCCCUCUAAAACCAUUUGAAUCAAAAGAUUCAGAUUUGAAGACAACGAUUAUAUGUGGUAGUGCGAGUCCGCAUGCUAAAGGAUUUGCUGUUGGCUCUGCAGAUGGACGAGUAUCCUUGGAGAUUCUCCAUCCAUCUAAUUCAGAUACUAGAUAUAUGUUCCGGUGUCAUCCGAAGUCAACUGAUAGAAGAUAUCAUCUAGCAGCGGUGAAUGAAAUUGUGUUCAAUCCUAUCAUUUACGGUGCCCUUCUUACCGGAGAUGAUGAGGGUCAUGUUAUUGCAUGGGAUGCUCAAACCAGAAAGAGGCUGUUUCAGUUGCCUAAGUACCCAAAUAGUGUGGCUUCCUUAUCGUAUCACCACCAGGGACGACUGUUGGCUGUUGCAUCAAGCUACACAUAUCGGCAAGCUAUUGAAUUAGAAGAGGCCCCUCAGAUAUUUAUACAUGAUUCUGGAAUCAAUCUCUUCCUUUCAGAGCUCAGCAAGUCAGCCAUGUCCGACGAGGAGCACCACUUCGAGUCUAAGGCCGACGCCGGAGCCUCCAAGACCUAUCCUCAGCAGGCAGGCACCAUCCGAAAGAACGGUUACAUUGUCAUCAAAAACAGGCCCUGCAAGGUUGUGGAGGUUUCUACUUCCAAAACCGGCAAGCACGGACAUGCCAAGUGCCACUUUGUUGGUAUUGACAUCUUCACUGCCAAGAAGCUUGAGGAUAUUGUUCCCUCUUCCCACAAUUGCGAUGUUCCCCAUGUCAACCGUACUGACUACCAGCUGAUUGAUAUCUCUGAGGAUGGAUUUGUGAGUCUGCUGACUGAGAAUGGUAACACCAAGGAUGACCUGAGGCUUCCAACCGAUGACAAUCUGCUUACACAGAUCAAGGAUGGCUUUGCUGAAGGGAAAGACCUGGUUGUGUCUGUGAUGUCUGCUAUGGGUGAGGAGCAGAUCUGUGCUCUCAAGGACAUCGGUCCAAAGUAGUUGUCUUUUAUUCCUCCAGAAGCUUUUAGACUUAAAAUUUAAAUUGGGACGGUUUAUUAGUAUCUUGAAGGGUCACCAUUCGAGAGCAAUUCUUGAUUGUAGUUGGCCUUGGAUUAUAUGUUGAUGUCGCCAUUAAUUAGCUUAUCAUCCAUACUCUUCUGUUUAUUGUCUAGACCAUAUGCCCUAUUUCAUGGUGUUGGUAACUCGUAUUAAGACUGUAUAGUUUCCUUUCUA
This is a messenger RNA of Fragaria vesca subsp. vesca, 1695 nucleotides long. Its product is annotated as mitotic checkpoint protein bub3-like. Bases 1 to 1461 code for a protein of 486 amino acids. Gene Ontology annotation, cellular component: kinetochore; mitotic checkpoint complex; phragmoplast. NCBI's taxonomy places the organism in Eukaryota, Viridiplantae, Streptophyta, Magnoliopsida, Rosales, Rosaceae. The record is from RefSeq and is a predicted model, not a curated record. The transcript has 14 exons. Gene Ontology annotation, biological process: mitotic spindle assembly checkpoint signaling; positive regulation of translational elongation; positive regulation of translational termination. Gene Ontology annotation, molecular function: ribosome binding; RNA binding; translation elongation factor activity.